AUGAGACGAAAAGGAUUUGAAGAAUUUGACGAAGCUCUCAAAUGUGAGGCAAGCGACGCAGCUACGCUGCAACCUCGAGGAAAUUAUUACUAUGCUGUGGCAAAUGGCCGAACUAUCGGCGUUUUUAGAGAUUGGAGGGCAGUAGAGAAGUCAACCAGCGGAUAUAAGGACGCUUGUCACCAGCGUUUCAAUACCGAGCGCGAGGCUAAAGAUUUCAUUGAAGACUGGAACGAUGCAUACGCUGAUAUAUGGCGAAGGGAGAUUAGAAAAGGGUUACACGGCGGAUGGAAGGCAAAGAGCCUCAGGUUAAAUCCGGCAUCGGCCUUGGUCAAGAUGGAAAACGAAGGAGAUACGGUUGAAAGCUUGGUUUCGAAUCUGAAGCGGCUAAAUAUGGAGGAGACCAAAGAGUAA
This is a messenger RNA of Penicillium daleae, 411 nucleotides long. Its product is annotated as RNase H1/viroplasmin domain-containing protein. Lineage: Eukaryota; Fungi; Ascomycota; Eurotiomycetes; Eurotiales; Aspergillaceae. The transcript is spliced from 2 exons. The coding region runs from base 1 to 411 and encodes 136 amino acids. The record is from RefSeq and is a predicted model, not a curated record.